Micropterus dolomieu (smallmouth bass) is the source of this 2376-nucleotide messenger RNA. RefSeq names its product cholecystokinin a (gene ccka). NCBI's taxonomy places the organism in Eukaryota, Metazoa, Chordata, Actinopteri, Centrarchiformes, Centrarchidae. Gene Ontology annotation, biological process: digestion. Gene Ontology annotation, molecular function: neuropeptide hormone activity. Gene Ontology annotation, cellular component: axon; extracellular region. The coding region runs from base 50 to 454 and encodes 134 amino acids. The record is from RefSeq and is a predicted model, not a curated record. The transcript is spliced from 4 exons.
CAUUGGAAGUGCAAAGCUCAGCAUCUUCAGACUCAUCCUCUCAUGGUCCAUGACGACAACUGCAGUCAUGAAUGUAGGUAUCUGUGUGUGUGUCCUCCUGGCUGCUGCGUCCAGCAGUUCGCUGAGUCUGCCCUCACACUCCAUGUCAGAGGCUCUCCUGACAGACAGCCUGCCUCCCCCCUCACCCAACCACACGCGCCAUACCCGCUCAGCCCCUGCGCCCCCCUCAGGGCAGCUAGCCAACUACAACCAGCCCCAGGGGGACGCUCGAAACAGCCUGAGCCAGCUACUGGCCAGAAUCAUCUCCAGGAAGGGCUCUCCCUACCAGACCAGAUCCUCUAUCACCAGCAGAGCCAGUGGUCUAGCCCCCGGCCACAGGAUAAAGGACAGAGAUUACCUCGGCUGGAUGGACUUUGGACGACGCAGUGCAGAGGAGUAUGAAUACUCCUCCUAAAGGCAUAGCUUGAUUUUUUGCAAAACCUGAGUUAUAACCCCCAACACCGCCACUAAAAGCCCCGAAAAUAAAAAGCCCUUUUCACACUGCACUUACUGUAACCAAGGGCUGACUCGACUGGAUCCUAGAAUGAGUUUAGAUUCGUUAUAUAUAUGCAGAGAGGAGAAAACAUUCGCUAAAGGGCAUUUCCUGCAACCUGUGGUAGACCCCGAAUCUCUAUGCUCUAAAGUUUCAAGCACUUUCUAAACCGUUCCCCAGAGUAUGUCAGAAUAAUAUUUAAGGACAAUUUUAAAGGGUAAGGCUGAAAAAAAAGUCUAUAUUGUUGUUACUGUUGCAAAAUUCUAUGAAAAAAAUCAAAACCAACAGUGUGUUAGUCCAUCUCUCAGUACUUUCUGACUCUCCUACCCUGUCUGUGGCUCUAAGCCUCAACCCCACCUGUUCCUGCUGAAGACACAAAUCAUUAAAAACAACUAAGAAAUAGUUUAGUAUUUAGUAGUAUUUAGUUAGCAAACAUUAUUCAAAUAGGAGGAAUUGGUGAACUAGAGUGUGUGUGUGUUCAUGGUACUGAAGGAACAUGUCAACCAGUUCAACAGUGCAGCUCAUCGAUGGGUUUGAGAGAGUUCUAUGGCACAAAGGAAUAAGGCUUUGGCUACACAGGUAAUAGAUGUUAAACGUUCAAUAAAUUGUUGGUUUUGAUGUUUUCAUGAAAUUUGUUGACAAUAAGAAAAAUAUAAGCCACCAGACCUAUCUGCAAAGACCAACAGUAGUCAAAUACAAAGUAAACUUCUCUUUUACUGGUGUUAACAGCUCAACAGACUUUUGCUUUUAGUUCUAGCACAACACUGAGCAAUAUCAUGUUUUUUCAAUAAUUUCAAUAGACAUUUGGAAGAGAAAACACUGACUAUCAAGCUAGAUAGAAUAGAGUAACCUGCUCCUUUAAAUAUACAUUUCAGCCUCAUUCCACUGAGAACCUAGUGUCUAACACUCAAAUUUAGAUCACUUAAAGUAGUUUUAAAGUGUCUCAGUUCACUGACAAUUGAGAAUGUAUUGAAGGGUUUAUAUCGGGCUUUAGUGAGCCACUAAAGUGUCUUUGGCAAAUUGAACCAAAAGUGGGAUUUAAGUCUGUAUCUUUGAUUGGUACCUUAAUGCACUCAGCUAACUGCAGCCCAGAGCUUCUAUUUAACUUCAACUUUAUACAAGUGUACGGUUAAAAAAAAGUAUUUUCAUACCGUCUGUAACUAAAGAAAACAGUGUGAUAGAACAUUAAAAUCUAGCAGAGGUUAAUAUUACAGUACUUGUAUGGAGUCAGGAAGAACAUCUCGGGAUUGGGAAAAAAGGGCCUAAAACAGCACCAACUUUUCACCUCCACCCCUGCCUGCUGAAGGUAACCCUGGGAUUAAAGUGUGCAGUGUGAAAAAGCACAAGAUAGGUUUUAGAAAGCACAAGGUGUUGUCUUCUGUAUAUGAGAUUCUUGGGGGUCUCCCAAUCAUUGCAUAAUGGACCUCGGUGGCAGAUCAGGAUCAGGUCAUGAUUACAUGUACUGUAGAUAUGGAUAGAAGAGUGUUUUUGUUCUUUUUGAAAGAUUAUUAUAUAUGUAUGUAUGCAGUCUUAAAGGUUAAGUCUCGUGGAAUAAAUAUGUUUCUACCAACUUUCAGAUUCAAUGAAAUUGAAAAUAAAGCUCAAUUUUCCUCUCAUGUCAGCAAGAAAUGCAAAUGCAUUUAUUUGGGAUUAUGAUGUUAUGUUUCAAGGACACAUGGCGGGCUGAUCCCAACCAUUUCAAGUUGCCGCUGCCAGCAUUAUUAUUAGGCGCAGAAGCAGGCCAUUAUUUGCCACACAGCUGAACAUAACCUGAACGCACCCAUUUUAGAGAAAAUGUCAUAAACUCAAGAUUUUAGUUUGAAAAUAAACCUCUCCAGAAUAAA